Molecule: messenger RNA, 1134 nt
Organism: Aspergillus pseudotamarii
Lineage: Eukaryota; Fungi; Ascomycota; Eurotiomycetes; Eurotiales; Aspergillaceae
Product: putative sodium bile acid cotransporter
Exons: 3
Coding region: 1-1134 (377 amino acids)
Cellular component (GO): plasma membrane
Source: RefSeq, a predicted model, not a curated record
AUGCCGGCAGAAGAACCCCUCUGGCGCAAGAUCUCCCAGAUCAUCCUAGGGCAAUGGUUCCUCAUCGGCAUCGGCAUCGUGAUCCUCAUAGCCUCCCAAGCACCAGCCCCGACCAAAGACCAAGAUCUCAUUGAAACCGUGAUCUCAUAUCUCUGUGUCACAAUCAUCUUCUUCAUCACGGGAUGUACAUUGUCCACACGCGCCCUAAUCGAGAACUACAGCCGCUGGAAAAUCCACUUGUUCGUGCAGAUACAAUGUUUCCUCUUCACCUCGGCGUCUGUCUAUGCCGUCGUGUCGCUGUGCGCAACGAACCCUGAUUUCAUGGAUGAGGCUUUACUUAUUGGUCUUCUUCUCAUGGGCUGUGUCCCGACUACUAUCUCCUCUAACGUGGUCAUGACGCGGAAUGCCCAUGGCAACGAUGCCCUGACCGUGGUGGAAUCAACUAUCGGCAAUUUCCUGGGGCCCUUUUUAACCCCCCUACUCAUUCAGAUGUAUUGUCUGCCUAAGCCAUGGUAUACCGGUUUUCUUGCUUCGGAGCAGGGUAAUUAUGCGGCGAUCUAUGCACGUAUCUUUAAGCAGAUUGGGUUAUCUGUCUUUGUGCCUAUGGUCAUCGGCCAAAUCCUGCAACAUCUCUUCCCCAAACCCCUUCGCAAAAUCUUCACCACCUGGAAACUCAACAAACUCAGCUCGAUCUGCCUCCUUCUAGUCGUCUGGCAAGCUUACGACGCAGCCUUCAGCUCAAACGUCUUCACCUCCGUAAAGGCCUCGAACAUCAUCUUCAUUGUCUUCAUCUCCAUCGCCAUGUUCAUUGUCUGGCUAACGGUCUCAGUCUCGGUGUCCGUCCUCUGGCUCUCAAGAGAAGACACGGUAGCAGUCGCAUACUGCGUACCCGCCAAGACGCCCGCUAUGGGUGUUCCAUUGGCGAAUUUGAUCUUUAAGGGUCUGGAUGUUUCCCAGAAAGCGAAGAUUCAGUUACCUAUGGUUGUUUUUCAGGGGUUGCAGAUUGCUUUAGGGUCGGUUUUGGUGCCGGCUUUUAGGAGGUGGUUGUUUUUCCUGGACUUCGCCCUGCAGAUCGUCUCCGGUCUUUCUAAGACGAAGUCUUAUUUGACGGGUGGAUUCCGGUCUGCCGAAUGA